Molecule: messenger RNA, 2680 nt
Organism: Glycine soja
Lineage: Eukaryota; Viridiplantae; Streptophyta; Magnoliopsida; Fabales; Fabaceae
Product: zinc finger protein JACKDAW-like
Exons: 3
Coding region: 778-2358 (526 amino acids)
Cellular component (GO): nucleus
Molecular function (GO): DNA-binding transcription factor activity
Source: RefSeq, a predicted model, not a curated record
UGUGCUCAAAUAUAUGUGUGCUGGCUCUACAAAAACACAACCUCCUCCUACUCCUACUUCUUCAAUCCAUAUUCAAAUUUAUGGUUUACUAGGCAAAAAGGCAAAAGAAAACCUCCCUCAAAACACAAGACACACUAUCCCACGAUUGUGCGUGUGGUUUGUGUCUGUUUUGUGUGUCUGUGUUUGUGACUGUGAAAGAGAGAGAGAGAGAGUGUGGUGGCCCAUCUAACCAUAUGGCUCACCGUCUUUGAGGAUACAAGUAAAUAAGAUGAGAAAGAGACUAGUCUCAAGACCAAAGACAGCAAGAGAGAGAGAGAGAUAAAAUAGAAGGUGAAGUGUUAUCUACAACUACAACCAUCUUAUAUGGUUUAUACGGGCUUUUGGUUUUAUCUUCAAAGAAAUGAAAUCAAACAAACGAGAAACCAGAUCACCACCAGUUGGAAGCUCAUGCCUUUUGCAUUAGUAUAUAGUUUCUUUUUCAGGCUUUAAAUAUUUUUGGUUCGAUUCAAGUUUUUCGUUUUAUGGCUUUUUCUUGUCUUUUGGCAGAACGAUAUAUAUAAAGCCAUCCACUCUCUUUAAAGAAUUUGGGUACCCUCCAAAAGAAUUUAUGUUCGCUUCUUGGCUUUUGCUACUCCAAAACCAUUGUUUUCUUCCUUCUUGUACUGUCUGAAACCUUUUGAAACUUCGCUGUUUUCUUCUGCUCUCACUGCUUAGCCAUAUACCCUUUCCAAUAUAGUAGCCUAAAUCUCCACUUUCCCCCCCUUUUUUUUUUCUAAUAUGCAAAUGAUGCCCGGUGACCCCUUUUCCCUAUCCACUUCCAUCGGAGGCUUCACUCAAGAUAAGCAAAACACAAACCCUAACCCUAAACCUAAUCCUCCUCCCAAGAAGAAGAGAAACCUUCCGGGAACACCAGAUCCAGAUGCAGAGGUCAUUGCUCUCUCCCCGAAGACCCUCAUGGCAACGAACCGAUUUAUAUGCGAAAUAUGCAACAAAGGGUUCCAGAGAGACCAGAACCUUCAGCUUCACCGAAGGGGUCACAACCUUCCGUGGAAGCUAAGGCAAAGGUCCAACAAAGAGGUAAGGAAGAAGGUUUAUAUCUGCCCCGAACAAACCUGCGUCCACCACGACCCUGCAAGAGCACUCGGCGACCUCACUGGCAUCAAAAAGCACUUCAGCAGAAAGCACGGUGAGAAGAAGUGGAAGUGUGAAAAGUGCUCCAAGAAAUACGCAGUCCAAUCAGAUUGGAAAGCCCACACCAAAACCUGUGGCACUAGAGAAUACAAAUGCGACUGUGGCACCCUCUUCUCCAGGAAAGACAGCUUCAUUACUCAUAGAGCAUUCUGCGAUGCAUUGGCUGAAGAGAGUGCUAGGCUCACGUCAGUUACAACAACAAAUCUAAAUUUCAAGAGUGAAGAGGGUGGUAAUAAUGUGAUGAACUCGCAGCAGCAUGGUUUGGGAGGACAUGGACUAAUUGGAGCACAAAGUCUUCAAAAUGUUUCUGGCAUUCCACAAUUUGGUUCACAUGGUUUUCGUUUGGAUUUCAAUGGAAUGGAACAACAAAUUAGGCCAAGUUUGUCGCUAUGGUUGAACCAGGGGAAUCACCAGAUGAAUAGUAAUAAUAAUAACAUUAAUAGCAACAACAAUAGUGCUUCCGAUGCAGGACCCAAUUACAUGUCAUCAUCAGGUUUGCCUGAGAUUGUGCAAAUGGCUCAUGCUAAUGCUUUGAUGGGUUGUUCUUCAUCGAUGGUGUCUAAUUUUGGAGGAGUUCAUGCGGGUUCUAAUUCGAGCAGUGCAAAUCUUUCACUAGGGAAAAGAGGGGAAGCAUGUGGAAGUACUGUAGUGGACUUGGCUUCUAUUUAUAAUAACUCUGAGGGUCAAAACAAGAAUUCAAAGCCUGCUUCACCCAUGUCAGCAACUGCGCUUCUUCAGAAAGCAGCGCAAAUGGGUUCCACCAGAAGCACCAACCCUUCUAUUUUCAGUGGUAGUUUUGGAGUGAUUAACUCACCUUCCUCACAAACUACCAGUCUCAACAACAACAACAACAACGGAGGUGCAGCCAUGAUGCUGGCAAGUAACACUUCUACUGCUGCUGCAAAUGCAAAUGACUUUAGCUCAUUGAGGCAUUCAUCAAACAGUUUUGACCAGCUUGUGAUGCAAACCAAUGCGCAGUUGCAAAGUGAGCCUGUGAAGUUGAAGCUUCAUUCAAAUGGUGUGGAGAACAAUUUGACAAGGGAUUUUCUUGGUGUCAGCGGUGGAGGAGGAGGUGGUGGUGGACCUCAGUUUCUUCCCCAAGAACUUGCAAAGUUUGCUUCCAUGGGCUCACCAAUGGGGUUGAGCCAAUUCACAAGUAACCAAUGAACGAACUCGUUUUGCUUCUGAGCUUCUAAGAUAACCUCAAACUUCAAAGGUUUGAUGGAAGGAGAAUGACUGAGUUGGAGUGUACCACUGUGAGAGAUUGCUCGAUCAUGAUUAUGUUGUGAGUGGGGGACCCACACUUGUUGAACGAAAAGAGAAUAUCGAACACCACGAGUCGUGCAUGUUCUCCCAAUAUUGUUAUUGUUGUUUUUUUCUUCUGUCUUUAUUAAACCAUGUUAUCGUUUUUUGCUUCUCGAUCUUUUCCUUGAGAGAAAUGAAGGGAGGCAUAAAAUAAUGAAAGGAAUUCUUAGUGAAUCGCUGAAAA